AUGACGGACCAGGAGGACACGCCGCGCGACGUGCGCCUGCUGCACCUGCUGCUCGCGUCGCAGUCGAUACACGCGUACGAGGACCAGGUCCCGCUGCAGUUGAUGGACUUCGCGCACCGCUACACGCGGGGCGUGCUGAAGGACGCCAUGAUGUACAACGAGUACGCCAACAACGGCUCCGCGCCCGCAGACCUGACCGUCGAGGACGUCCGCCUGGCGAUCGGCUCGCGCACGCAGUACCAGUUUAAGCCCACUGCGCCGAAGGAGCUGCUGCUGCAGCUUGCCCAGGAGCGCAACAAGAAGCCGCUGCCGCAGGUGAUGUCUAUGUGGGGCGUGCGGCUGCCGCCGGAGAAGUACUGCCUGACGGCCAAGGAGUGGCAGCUCGACGAGGAGCUGGCCGAGGACCCUGUGUAG
Eremothecium gossypii ATCC 10895 is the source of this 414-nucleotide messenger RNA. RefSeq names its product chromatin modification protein (gene TAF9). The coding region runs from base 1 to 414 and encodes 137 amino acids. The record is from RefSeq and is marked provisional. Gene Ontology annotation, biological process: RNA polymerase II preinitiation complex assembly; DNA-templated transcription initiation. NCBI's taxonomy places the organism in Eukaryota, Fungi, Ascomycota, Saccharomycetes, Saccharomycetales, Saccharomycetaceae. Gene Ontology annotation, molecular function: transcription coactivator activity; RNA polymerase II general transcription initiation factor activity; protein heterodimerization activity. Gene Ontology annotation, cellular component: SAGA complex; transcription factor TFIID complex. The transcript has a single exon.